Molecule: messenger RNA, 7690 nt
Organism: Portunus trituberculatus (swimming crab)
Lineage: Eukaryota; Metazoa; Arthropoda; Malacostraca; Decapoda; Portunidae
Product: glutamate receptor ionotropic, kainate 2-like
Exons: 19
Coding region: 1189-4023 (944 amino acids)
Biological process (GO): synaptic transmission, glutamatergic; monoatomic ion transport; modulation of chemical synaptic transmission
Cellular component (GO): plasma membrane; postsynaptic membrane
Molecular function (GO): transmitter-gated monoatomic ion channel activity involved in regulation of postsynaptic membrane potential; glutamate-gated receptor activity
Source: RefSeq, a predicted model, not a curated record
CUGUGGCACUUGUGGUGUGAGGGUGGCACUGUCUGUGACCUCGCCGCCUCCUCCGUUUGACCUCCCGUGUCUUUACCUCCGCCUGUGACCCUUGCUUCUCCCACCCAACUCUCUGUCUCUCUCUCUCUCUCUCUCUUUCUCUUUCUAUCUCCUUCUCUUCUUCCUCUCUUUUUUUAUCUGCGUUGGAAAAAUUCGCUUCUCGUUUUCUUUCUCGUGGUCAUUUGAAGUGAUGCAGUGGUGGUUGGGGAAGAGGACGCGAUAAAAGGAGGAAGAAGAAGAAGAGGAAGAGGAAGAUCAGAAACAGAAGCAGUAGAAUAACUGGAAGGCGUUUGAUGAAGAUGUGACAAACUGCAGAUGAUAAAGAAAGGGGAAAGGAAAAGAGAGAAAGUGAAAAUGUGAAAGAAGAACUGAAAGAAAAGAUAAUAGGAAUAGAAAACAAAAAUGAGUGGCAAUAACUUACUUGGACGAGAAGAAAAUGAAGGAACGAAAAUGGAAAAAUAAAAAUAAAGAGUAAAGGGAAGAGAAACAAAACAUAACUAACUGGGGAAAGAAUAUUAUAACCAUCGUCAACAUCAGCACUUAAAAGAACCAACAGUGAUGAGAUUAGAUAAAGAUAACUCAAGCUAACAGACAGCCAGAAAAAAAAGUGAUCAGAACGAAGAUUAAAAAAGAAUAACAGAACUGGAAAAGAUAAAGAGGUGAAGUGUUGACGCCAUUAGAACCAUUGAUAUUCAGAACACUGGUUAACAAACAACAAAAGCUAAAUAAAGAUAGACCAACUAGUAGACAAGAAAAAAAGAAAAGAAAGUGAUCGAAAGAAGAGGAAAAACAAAAUAAAACUAUACGAGAACUGGAAAAAAAGAAAGACAAAGCCAAAAAUAGAAAAAGGAAAGAAAAAAGUGAUCGAAGGGAAAGAGAGAGAAAAAAAAGAAAACUCAAUUAAAAAGACGAUAAAUAAAGAACAAAACAUCAACAUUGAAGUACCAAAUAGAACAAACCAAUCACUAAAUAACAAAACAAAAAGAAAAAGAACACUGAUCGAAAGAGGAAAGAGAAAACUGAAGAUAAAUUUAUAAAAACCACCACCACCUCAACAGCAACAAGCACCACAACCACCACCACCACCACUACCACAACAACAAGCACCACCAUUUAGCGUGAAAGCAUCGGACCGUUCGAGCAGUCAAGAUGAAGAUAGCAGUGGUUACCGUGGUGCUGGUGGCUCUCACGUGCUGGCGAGCUGGUAACGUCGGGGCUCUUCCCAGCAUCAUCAAUAUAGGCGCCAUUCUGGACAAGGAUGGCGACAUGCAGGAGCUGGCAAUGCGCUACGCCGUGGAGAGAGUGAACGCUGACCCAAAGAUGCUGCCUCGGUCAACACUGCAGACUCACAUUGACCGCCAGCCUGCCGAUGACUCCUUCCAGGCUUCCAAGAGAGUGUGCCACCUGCUGUCUAAGGGAAUGGCAGCGAUCUUUGGGCCCCAGAGCGAGAAUACAGCCAACCAUGUGCAGUCCAUCUGUGACAAUAAGGAGAUCCCACACAUCGAAACCCGCUACGACUACAAGCUUACUAGGGACGAGUACUCAAUCAACUUACACCCCUACCCACCCGCUCUUAGCCAGGCUUACUACGACAUCCUGAAGGAGCUCAAAUGGAAGAGCUUCGUGGUGCUGUAUGAUUCAAACGAGAGCUUAGUGCGCCUUCAGAAGCUUCUCCAAGACAGUUCCUGGAAGGUGCACAUUAGACAGCUGGUUCCCAAUACUGACCAUAGGCCACUUCUGAAGCAAAUCCGCUGGUCGAUAGAGACGCGCAUCUUGAUCGACGUGAGGGAGGACAUGAUAUACGAGGUGCUCAAACAGGCGGGGCAAGUCGGGUUGAUGACUCAGUACUACAGCUACUUCAUCACCUCCCUCGACUUUAAUCAGAUGGACCUUCACGAGUUUCGCCACGGGGACACGAACAUCACGGGCAUCCAGCUGGUGGAUCCCAACAGCAAGGACGUGAAGGAUCUGGUGGAGAAGUGGAAGCUUGGAGAGAGGCUGAAAGGGAGAAGCUUACCACAGGACAACAGGAUUACGACGGGCGCCGCUCUCAUGUUCGACGCAGUGAUUCUGUUUGCCAGCGCUCUCACCACCAUGGACAAGUCAGGCCAGGUGUCCAUCAGGGAGCUAAACUGCAGCGGCGAUAGGACAUGGCAGCACGGCAACUCCCUCAUCAACUAUAUGAAAUGGUACGGGUCACGAGCUAUAGGAGCCAACACCAGGGACACACACAGACAGCCGUACAGAGGGGUCAGAUACAACCCGUUCGACCCUCGCCAAAAUUUGAACCCUUUAUCUGGCAUGUCUUACUACAACAUGACUGAGCAGGUGCGCGUGGUGGGGCUGACUGGCGUGCUCAGAUUCGACGAUGCUGGUUUCAGGUCUGAUUUUAACCUGGAUAUUAUUGAAAUGGAUAUCAACAACAGGGCGAAUCCUCUGAAGACUGUGGGCAAAUGGACCCCCAAGGAAGGCGCCAAUUUCACCCGUAUGUGGUCCACUGACACGGAAGAUGACAACGGUAUCCUCAAGAACAGAACUCUUAUUGUGUCCACUGCCCUGACCCCGCCGUACACGAUGCUCAGAAAGUCAUCGGAUCAACUGACAGGCAAUGACCGGUUUGAGGGAUUCUGCAUUGACAUCAUUAAGGAGAUCUCCAGACAGCAUGGCUUCAACUACUCCAUCGAGAUCAGCCCAGACGGAGCCUACGGUAGCAAGAACCCAAUCACGCAAGAGUGGAACGGGAUAGUGAGGGAGCUUAUUGACCAUCGUGCCGAUCUGGGAAUAGUGGAUUUCACCAUUACUUACGAGAGAGAAGAGGCUGUGGACUUCACCAUGCCCUUCAUGAACCUGGGUAUUAGCAUCAUUUACAGCAAGCCACAGAAGAAAUCCCCAAGCCUGUUUUCUUUCAUGUCUCCAUUUUCUGUGGACGUGUGGAUCUACAUGGCCACAGCUUACUUGGGAGUCUCCGUCCUGCUCUUCAUCCUGGCCAGAGUUGCGCCCCAAGAAUGGGACAACCCGCACCCUUGCAUCCAGGACCCCGAGGAGCUGGAGAACUCAAUCAGUCUGAGCAAUGCAUUCUGGUUCACUAUCGGAUCCGUAAUGCAGCAAGGAUCUGACAUAGCGCCCAAGGCUGUUUCAACGCGUAUCGUGGCUGGGAUCUGGUGGUUCUUUACUCUCAUUAUGAUCUCCUCCUAUACGGCCAAUCUUGCUGCCUUCCUGACGGUGGAGAGGAUGGACGCGCCGAUUGAGAGUGCCGAGGACCUGGCCAAGCAGACGAAGAUCAAGUAUGGAUGUAAGAAAGACGGAUCCACCUACAAGUUUUUCAUGGACAGCAACAUCCCCACGUAUAUGAAGAUGUGGACCACGAUGUCAAACGCUCGUCCUUCUGUCUUCACCACGAGCAACGAUGAAGGGGUGGAGCGCGCAGCCAAGUCCAAGGGAAUGUAUGCUUUUCUCAUGGAGUCCUCGUCCAUUGAAUACGUGGUAGAGAGGAACUGUGACCUCAUGCAGAUUGGCGGGCUACUCGACUCCAAAAGCUACGGCAUCGCUCUUCCACCUGGGUCGCCAUACACCGCUAAAAUCAGCAGCGCCAUCUUACGAAUGAAAGAAAACGGAACUCUCCAUCGCCUGAAGGAUAAAUGGUGGAAGGGCGAAGGACUGUGUAUGAACGAGGCUUCAUCUGCCAAGUCAAGCGGAGCGGCGGAGCUGGGCCUGGCUAACGUGGGCGGGGUGUUCGUGGUGCUGAUUGGAGGCAUGGCUGUGGCGGCUCUGAUGGCGAUGUGCGAGUUUAUGUGGAACGCUCGAGACUUGGCUACCGAUGAGAGCGCCUCGUUCUGUGAAGAGCUGAGCAGUGAGGUGAAGUUUAUCAUGAAAUGCUCCGGGAACACCAAGCCAGUGAGGAAGAGAGCCCCGCCCACACCCGAGGAGCCACUCUUCACUUACGGCUCCUAUGCUCCAAAUUACGGCUAUUCUGAGAGGAAGUGACGGCUCCGCUACCUUUCCUAUCCCACCACUGCCACCAUUUUGCAACACUUCCACUCUACCACGCCAUUGCUAUUCUUAACCCUCUCAGUACCACGACGCAUUUCCGUAUUCAUUCUGCUUACUAUUUGGUGAUUUGAUACAGAUUUAGACAUUUAGUGGAGAUUGAAAAUAGUGAAAACUGUGGCCAUUAAUCUUCUGACAUCCUUAAAUCUUUGCUACUGUUAAUAAAAUGGUCUAAUCGCACACAAAAUUCAUGGUAAAAAUGCGUUCCAGUGCUGAAGGGGUUAGUAUAUUAUCUAAACCCUGUCUCUUUUAUAUAGAUGCUUUUGUUUCGUUUAUAUACUUCUGUUUGUGUUAGUUAUUCUGCUUUCUUGUUUUGUCGUCUUCUCGUUUUUUUUAAUUGUCGUUUCUUGUAGCACUGUGAUUAAUUUGUUGUUGUUUUCUUAAUUUUUCUGUUAUUUUGUUUGUUUUUUUUGUUUUCUCUCUCUCUUCUUAUCUUUCCUUCACUUUUUUAAUCUUAUUUCUUCGUAUUUUUCUUGUUACACUUUGAGAAAACUAUUAUACCUUAUCCAUCCACAUCCUCUUGUUGUUUCCUCCUCUUCCUCCUCCUCCUCCUUUCCCUCCUCCUUCUACUCCUCAUAUCUACACACACACACACACACACACACACACACACACACACACACACACACACACACACACACACACACACACAGAUGGUCGUUAGAUUUGAAGACUCAACUAACCGAAAGAGAAAAAGAAUAUAAAAAAAGGAAUGGAAAAUGAAAGAAAAAAAAAGAAAAAUGAAAAGAAAACUGCCUUCACUGUACAGUAUAAAGUAGUCCUCGCUGUGUACAUACUGCACCCGUUUUCUGUAGUAGCUAGCGUGUACCGUUUUCUUUGAUGACGUAUCCCCGUUUUCCUCAGCGAUUGCUAAAGAAAAAAAAAAAAAAAAACUUUACCUAUACUGCUCGCUUUUUAAACUUAAUAAAACUUAACAAUCGUAGAAGUACAACAAAGUAAACAGAUGUAGAAAUAGAUAAAACGCAAAAAAAAAAAAAUGACAAAAAAAGUUUAUGAAUGUUGUAGAUAUUCACAAGCUUCUAUUUUUGUAGCCAGAUCUAUUUAUCUACUCAUCAAUCUACCUUAUAUAGUUUUCAGUCCUACACAAACUUCUGGUAAUGACGUAGUUGUAAUGUAACUAACCAAACACCCACGGCAGGCACUUACUUGGUGAGAUUGGAGUUAGGUUAGGUUAGUUUAGGUUAGGUUAGGUUAGGUUAGGUUAUCCAAGUACCCACGAUAGGCAGUUACUUGGUGAGAUUGGUGGUGUUUUCUGUUGUAAUGUAACUGACCAAGAACCCACGAUAGGCAGUUACAAUGUGAGAUUGGAGUUCGGUUAGGUUAGGUUAGGUUAUCCAAGUACCCACGAUAGGCAGUUAUUUGGUGAGAUCGGUUGUGCUUUCUGUUGAAAUGUAACUGACCAAGAACCCACGAUAGGCAGUUUCUUGGUGAGAUCGGUUGUGCUUUCCCUUCAACCCCAGCUAAUGAUUGGCCACAAGCUGACUGUCUGCUUUAACCCCUUCAGUAUUGUGACGCGUUUCCAUAUUCCAUCUGGUUACUAUUUGGUGACUUUAUGCAGAUUCAGAAACUUAUGUGGGGGACUCAAAUAGUGAAGAUUCUGGCUAUUAAUCUUCUGACCUCCAUAGACCCUUCCUAAUGUCAAUAAAAUGGUCUAAUCGUACACAAAUCUCAAGGUAAAAAUGUGCCCCAGUACUGAAGGGGUUAAUGAUCUUUGUCCGGUCGAUAACUAUUAGCCCUUCAGUACCAUGACACGUUUUCUUACUCCUUCUGCUUACUAUUCGGCGUUUUUACACAGCUCCAGAAACUUAUGUGCAGAUUUAGAUAGCGGAGUCUCUGUACAUAAAUCUUCUGACCUUCAUAGACCCGUGCUAAUGUAUAUGAAAUCGAUUAAUCAUACCCAAAACUCAUGGUAAAAAUGGGUCCCUGGACUGGAGGGGUUAAAUCCAAGCUUCUCCUAACCAAGCCAAGCCAAACCUCAAUCCCAACUCCCUUCAUAUUUAUUCUGCUUACUAUUGGGUGAUUUUAUGCAGCUUCAGAAACUUAUAUGGAGAUUAAAAUGGUGAAGACUGUGGCCAUCAAUCUUCUGACUUCCAUAGACUCUCCUAAUGUAAAUAAAAUAGUCUAAUCAUACCAACAAUUAAUGAUAAAAAUGCCUUCCAGUACUGAAGAGGUUAAAGAGACAAUGAAGCAGGUACACGUGUAAUUUGCAGGUGAGGUGACAGCUAAAGGGCGUGUAUAGAGCCUGUCGAAUAGAAAGUAUGUCAUGUGGAGAGCGUGUCGUAAGAAGCGUGUGUCGUGUAAAGAGUGUGUCGUGUUAAGAGCGUGUCGUGUUAAGAGCGUGUCGUGUUGAGAGUGUGUCGUGUUAAGAGCGUGUCGUGUUAAAAGCGUGUUGUGUUAAGAGCGUGUCGUGUUAAGAGCGUCUCGUGUUAAGAGCGUGUCGUGUUAAGAGCGUGUCGUGUUAAGAGCGUGUCGUUUAAAGAGCGUGUCGUGUUAAGAGCGUGUCGUGUUAAAAGCGUGUCGUGUUAAGAGCGUGUCGUGUUAAGAGCGUGUCGUGUUAAAAGCGUGUCGUGUAAAGAGCGUGUCGUGUAGAGAGUGCAUCGGAUCGAACAUGUCGUGUAGAUAGCGUGUCAUGUGGAAAGUGUAUCGUGUAAAGAGCGUAUCGUGUAGAGAGCGUAUCGUGUAAAACGCGUAUCGUGUAAAACGCGUAUCGUGUAGAGAGAGAAAGGCGAAAGUGACGGUGAUACUGCUGCUCUUACUCAUCUUCCUGUGUUUCUUUACUUUCCCGUUUUCUGUUUGGAGUAAAAAUUGAAUGGAGUAUCAAAUUAUGCGUGUAUAUGUAUGUGUGUGUCCGUCCGUAUGAAGCCUCUCAGUGCGUGCGGUGCCAGAGAAUCAACAACAGCAAUGCAUAAACUCCUUGUGGUAAACAGCGACAAAAAAAGAAGAAUGUUAACCCUUUGAGUACCAUGACGCGUUUCUAAAUUCAUUGUUUUUUCUAUGCAGGAGGGAAGCCAACUUAGGGCAACAAAUUAAUAAAAAAGAAGGCCCAUUUGAAUUCUGAUUCCCUAACUAUUUGGUGAUUUUACACAGCUUCAGAAACUCAUUUGGGGUGUUAGAAUAGUGAAGACUAGCUAUUAAUUUUCUGACCUCCAUAGACCCUUCCUAAUGUCGAUAAAAUUGUUUAAUUGUACACAAAUCUCAAGGUUUGAAAUGUGUCCCAGUACUGAAGGGGUUAAAGAAAGAAUAGAGGAAUGUCCACCAUAUUUUAAAAAGAUCAGGAGCGGCUCUAGAGGAAGUGAAAACGUCUUGCAGUGGUUGGGUAAAGAAAAAUGUGAGAAAGAGGAGACAAAGGGUUAAUAAUAGGAUGGAAAUAAAGGAUACAAUAGAAAUAAAAAUAUCUCGCAGUGGUUGGAUAAAGAAAGAUGUGACAAAGAGGAGGCAAAGGGCUCAGAAUAAGAUAGAAAGAAAGAAUACGACAGAAAAAGAUAUCUCGCAGUGGUUUUGGUAAAGGAAGAUGCGACAAAGAGGAGACAAAGGAUGAAUAAGAUAGAAAUAAAGAAUAAAAUAAAGAAUAGAAAUAAAAAAA